Molecule: messenger RNA, 675 nt
Organism: Saccharomyces kudriavzevii IFO 1802
Lineage: Eukaryota; Fungi; Ascomycota; Saccharomycetes; Saccharomycetales; Saccharomycetaceae
Gene: SCM3
Product: Scm3p
Exons: 1
Coding region: 1-675 (224 amino acids)
Cellular component (GO): nucleus
Molecular function (GO): histone binding
Source: RefSeq, a predicted model, not a curated record
AUGAAGACAAGUAAGAAAGUAUCCAAGAGAAGAAACCUGAAAAGCCUUCAUGGUGCCUUAAAAGGGCUAUUGAAAGAAUCCAGUAAGAAAAGUGAGGCCAAAAUACGAAAGCAAUGUGGUUACGGACCUGUUUCCGAAUUGCAUACCCCAGCUCCUGAAAAACAUAAAGGGUCGAGGAAGAGCAAUGAAAUCGUGCGACCAGUUGCCGAGAGAAACGGCCACGUAUACAUAAUGUCCAAGGAAAAUCAGGUCAUCCCCAAGUUAACCGACGAUGAAGUCAUGGAGCGCCACAAGCGGGCGGACGAAAACAUGAAGGAAGUGUGGUCUAACAUAAUAAGCAAAUACGAGUCCAUUGAAGACCAAGGCGACCUCGUAGACCUGAAAACAGGCGAGAUCAUUGAAGACAACGGACAUAUCAAGAAACUGACGGUCAACAGCACCACCAAAGACAAAAGAACAAGAUACACAAGUGUACUUAGGGACAUUAUCGACAUUAGCGACGAGGAAGAUGAAGGUAGAGAGGAUGAUUAUACCAUAUGGGCUGAUGACCGCAAGGAAAGCGAUUCAGAUGCGGAUGCUGAAGAUGGCAACGAAGAUGAAGAAGACGAGAAAGGAAUAGACGCAGAUUUCAAGCAGUACGAAGCCAAACUCUCAAAAAGAAUACUACGAGACUAA